AUGAGGCACAUCAUAUCGUCGAUAAGAAGAAACUUCAAGAACUUGAGGAAGAGUUCAAGGGUUGGUGACGAAAACAUGAUUAGAAAUGGAAACAUAAUUGAGGUACCCAUGUUUGAUAACGUCGUUUUUAGAAGACGGCAUCAUCAUCAACUAAAUGGGUUUUCGUCGAUUUUAUAUGGCAUUAUCAAGGCUCCAUUCGCUAUUUUGUCCGGUGCAGUAUCUUAUUAUCCUCAAGCUAAUGGUGUUGAUGGUGCAUGGGCGAUGUCUGGUGAAUUCGGUAGGAUGUCCGAGAUGAAUAAUCUCAUGAUAAAUGAUAGUAUGCGAUAUGCAAUUUAUAUGUAG
Papaver somniferum (opium poppy) is the source of this 342-nucleotide messenger RNA. RefSeq lists its product as uncharacterized. Bases 1 to 342 code for a protein of 113 amino acids. The transcript has a single exon. Lineage: Eukaryota; Viridiplantae; Streptophyta; Magnoliopsida; Ranunculales; Papaveraceae. The record is from RefSeq and is a predicted model, not a curated record.